CGGUGUGUGCACAAAAACUAAUUGUAAGUCCCUUUUUUUUUGUUUAAAGAAUUAUUUGAGAGAGAGAGAGAGAGAGUCUUCUUCAACAAUCUAACAUGGUGCUGUGUUAUAGAAGACAGUGAGAGAAACCCUAGACCCCAAAGAAGAAUCGUGCAUACCACACUCUUUCUCGAAAUCAUCUUCUUCCUCGCGACGAAGUCAAAAUAGAGGAGGGACCUUUCUCAGUUUUCUGUUCAAUUCUCCCAGUUUGAAAUAUCUACUGUUCUUACGAAGAUUUUCGCAAUUGAACUCCGAUGACGACGAAGGCGGAAACUGGACAAUCCUCUGGUUCGAAACCUUCUGGUGAUGAUGAUACAUGGGCCAAACUGGUUCCUCUCGACACCAAAUUCUCAGAUGUCGAGAUUAAGUGCGAUGAUAUGGUAAUAUGCUCUGAGAUUAAACCGUCGUCCUUAGAAAAACACGAAUGGUGCAGAAUAACAAAGAAUUUGGGUCAAGGUUCUGCUACUAUACAUAAUCAGAGUUUCGAUGCUAUACUUGUUGACGAGGCUGUCAUCCCGAAAGAUGGUGCUGUUGAUAUCAUGAGUGGAUCUGAAAUUGUUCCUGGCCCUGAAGGACAAGGGUACUUGCAGUACAGAUUUACAAUAAUGCCUGCUCCAGAAUCCAGAACCCAGCUAUUAAAGAUAUCCAUAGAUCCUGAACAUGCGAAAUGCAGUAUCUGCUUAAACAUAUGGCAUGAUGUUGUCACAGCUGCACCUUGCCUUCACAAUUUCUGUAAUGGCUGUUUUUCAGAAUGGAUGCGGAGAUCGAAAGCAAAACAUCAACAUGUGUUAUGUCCACAAUGCAGAACAACAGUACAAUAUGUGGGGAAAAAUCAUUUUCUUAAAAACAUACAAGAGGAUAUAUUAAACGCGGAUGCUGCACUGAGGCGGCCAGCUGAAGAUAUUGCAGUGUUGGACUCAUCUGCAUCGAUACAAUCAAAUCUUAUAAUUGGGAGCAAGAGAAAACGUCGUUCGAAUAUUCUCUCGCCCCCACUUGAAGAAAGAGAUAGCUUGCCUUUACAAUGCCCACAAUGUGUUGCUAAUAUUGGUGGUUAUCGGUGUGAACAUCAUGGUGCACAUCUGCAAUGCCACCUGUGUCAAGGAAUGAUGCCCUUCAGAGCCAAUCUCCAAGUGCCAUUACACUGCAAGGGAUGCGAUAGGCCAUUUUGUGGUGCUUAUUGGAGUUCCGAAAAUGUUACACAAGGUGUAUCUAGUCCAGUAUGCAGUCGUGACACUUUCAGACCUAUCUCGGAACGCACAGUUACCAGGAUUCCAUCGAUAACCCAUGAAAUGAAUCGCCAUGAACAAGAUGUAAGGAAUUAAUUUCCCUUA
Camelina sativa (false flax) is the source of this 1370-nucleotide messenger RNA. The record is from RefSeq and is a predicted model, not a curated record. NCBI's taxonomy places the organism in Eukaryota, Viridiplantae, Streptophyta, Magnoliopsida, Brassicales, Brassicaceae.